UCAAUGGAAUAAGGCUAUGAACGAACUAUCUAAAAUUUAUUGCUGAAUACUUUCACUUUCAGUUUCAACAUGUGGCGACAUUGUCGACAAUCUCUUGUGUUAUGCAAUGCUUGUAGCAGAUUUAACCAAGUUUCCCAACGCCAUUUUCUAUCCAGAGAAUAUGCAAUGCAAGAUAUUUGGGAGAACAGGUGGCCAUCUACAGUGGAAAAUGUUCCAUUUGGUCGAUUAUCAGUGAAAAUGGUUGAAAACUUUGAGAAGUUUGGUCGAAGUAGCCUAAUUGACAUGGAAAUGUUUGUAAACAGCUUGAAGAAUAUAUCUCAAGAAAAUAUGGAGCUUGUAGAAGACAUCAUGUACAGGUUUAGACAUUCAGACGAUGCUUUCCCAGUUCGAGACUCCAUCGUCAAUGCUAUUGUAAGAUCCUACAUAGAUUUAGACAUUGCACAACGGCUCGUACCUCUGAUCAAAGACAAGCUAGGCUAUGGCUUACUUCUAGAUUUCUACACAGCAAACCUGUUGAUGAGCCAUUUUCUUCAGAAGAAUUUAAUACAAGAGGCAGCCGAAGUUGCUUAUGAAAUGAUUUUCCAAGAAGACACGAGUCACACUCUUACAAACUGCCUGUCAUUAUACUGCUGUUUAAAACGUUUACAAGACAUCACAAACAUUCAACCAGAAGAAGACCCCCCAAUUAUCCCUGCUGAGGAUGAAGAAUGGGUGAGAGUGAAAAUUGUGCACUACCCUGUGUAUGACGAUCAUUUUGAUAUCCAAAAAGAACAUUUCAGACUAGGAAAAUCUUUGUAUUUUCUUGGAAAAGCAAAUGUGAUACGUGAUGAAAACUCCACUAAGAAAGACUUAGUGAGUCGCUCUCUACAGUUCGUGGGUUUAGGUCUGUAUAACAAGUUCAACAAAGCCCUGGAUUUACUGGAAAGCUGGAUAGCAGAGGGAAAAUCAUCUAAAGCACCUGUUUUAUGCCAAAGUCAGAUUGAGACAUUCAGAAAUCACUUAAACUGGAGUCCCACCAGAGAUCCAGAGGAGGAAGAAUUAGAUCUGGGACAACAGACCAUGGAAUACCAGGCCAGGAAACUUUACCUGACAGAGGACGAGAAGGCGGCCUGUAUAGAGAGGUUUGAAAAACUUGUUGAGGAACUCAAAUCCUUUAAUGGGAUAGCAGACGAAGAUAUAUACACCUACACAAUGGAUAACAUUAAAGCACAAAUCCCAGAUUUACAGAAGCAAGAUAUUGAUACCCAGAAACAGAAAUAUCAGAUAUGGAAAACAGAGAUGGCAGAUCUGUAUAAAAAAGAAUUGAGGGAAGAAGAAAGAAGAAAAAAACAGGAGGAAAUUCAGGUGAAGAUGGCGGAAUUAGCCGAGAAGGAGGAGUUGAUAUUGUCACAUGAGAGGAAGAGGCAUAUACUGUUAGCUCGACACAGAGUUCCCAAGGAGAGGGUGCUGAAGAAGAAGGUGGAGCUAGAUGAAGAUGAAUUAGAAGACAGGAUGAAGGCCAGCAGGGCACUCAUCAAGAAGAAGAAGUAAGCAAAGUCCUGUGGUCAGAAAAUUGAAGAGGCUUGUGCAGAACUGGUAGGAAAAUCUUUAGAUGAAGUAUUUCAUCAACAGAGGAAACAUAUACAGAAGAGAGUGCUUGUGACAUUUCACUUUAAAUUUGAAAAUACUAUGUAUCUCACGCCUAGGAAGAAAGUAAAUGUUAACUUGUAUGACACAAUCAAGUUUCUGAAGAACU
Molecule: messenger RNA, 1735 nt
Organism: Saccostrea cuccullata (small rock oyster)
Lineage: Eukaryota; Metazoa; Mollusca; Bivalvia; Ostreida; Ostreidae
Product: small ribosomal subunit protein mS27-like
Exons: 10
Coding region: 70-1530 (486 amino acids)
Cellular component (GO): mitochondrion
Source: RefSeq, a predicted model, not a curated record